Amborella trichopoda is the source of this 1288-nucleotide messenger RNA. RefSeq names its product myosin heavy chain-like protein. Gene Ontology annotation, cellular component: myosin complex. NCBI's taxonomy places the organism in Eukaryota, Viridiplantae, Streptophyta, Magnoliopsida, Amborellales, Amborellaceae. Gene Ontology annotation, molecular function: cytoskeletal motor activity. The record is from RefSeq and is a predicted model, not a curated record.
AUUAGAGGGAGAGAUUAACUGUAAGGUGGAGAAGAAUCGGGCCCAAUAAAACAUUCCUCAAAGAUCAAGGUAGAGAGGGUUAAGGCGAUGUCUGAAUUUCAAUUGAAAUCAUACCAAUCUCAAUGUUUAUCAAGAUUCAUAAUAUAAACACGAGAAUCCUUCUCUAUAAUUUUAAACCCCAAUUUGAUGAGAUUGUCACGAGAAUCCUUUUAGGGUAGGAGAGAAUUGGGAUAAACGGGGUUGAAAAACCAGUUGCAUAUCCAUAGAUAGAUCUCAGAGACUUUGGAUUGAUUCAUCGCAUUGGAUUUGAAGGAUUGUUCAUUAAUUCCAUGAAUGAAGCCCCUGAGAAGAGUUCAGAUCCAGGCCCCCCUUGCACCCAAUAACAACAACAGCAAUGGCGCUGGCGACUCAGAAGCAACAGCGCCCCCUCCUCCUCCUCCUCCGGACGCUUCUGCUUCUUUUUCUCGGGUUUUGAGGCGGCAGACUGCAACAAGUGUGACAGAGGAUCAGGAGCCAUUCAUGGGGGUGAAGGUGAGGAGAAGGACUUCUCUCCACAGAGAGUACAAAGGGGACUAUCUCAAUGUCCCCUCAAAUCCCUACGUAAUGAAGAUACUUGAGAAACAAGGUGACAGGCAAGUGCUUUUUGCUGACAACAUCUUGAAGUUCACAGGAUCAGGAAAAAUUAAGCGCCGGAUGUUAUUGAUUACCGAUCUUGCUAUCUAUAUUUUGGACCUGGAUGCUUCUCUCCUUAAAAGACGAGUGGUUCUUACAGCGAUUGAGAAUUUAUGCUUGAGUGAGCUUAGUGACAAUUUUCUGGCGAUUAUAAUACCUAGCGAGUAUGACUGUCUUUUGGCUAGUACACGUAAAACAGAGAUUGUCACAGUGCUUGUAGAAGCUACCAAGAACAAGUCUGACUAUGGAAUUGAAGUUGUCUUCUCCAACAGGUUUGAGUACUAUGCUGCAGCCGAUAACAUCAAAGAAGUUCAAUUCGAGGAAGUUGAUGGAGGAGUUAGGACAAGGAUUGCGAAGAAGUCUGCGAGUUAGCAACAAAAGCAGCGGCCCUUCUCUAUGCCAUGAAUUAGGUUUUUCUGGUUCUUUGGCAGUCUGUAAAUUAUUAUCAAUAUUCCAUGUAGCAUAACCUUAACAUUGGUUUCUUAUCUGAUAACCUCACUUGCUUUUGUAAUCCAUUUAUCAGGAUAAAAAGAUUCUGUGUUUUGUGAAAACAAAGUACAUGAUACCCUUUCUAUAUCCUAUAAAAGCAAAACAUAGCUUGUAUCUUGAUAAAGAA